This is a messenger RNA of Thermochaetoides thermophila DSM 1495, 375 nucleotides long. RefSeq lists its product as uncharacterized. Bases 1 to 375 code for a protein of 124 amino acids. Gene Ontology annotation, molecular function: transcription coregulator activity. NCBI's taxonomy places the organism in Eukaryota, Fungi, Ascomycota, Sordariomycetes, Sordariales, Chaetomiaceae. Gene Ontology annotation, cellular component: mediator complex; core mediator complex. Gene Ontology annotation, biological process: regulation of transcription by RNA polymerase II. The record is from RefSeq and is a predicted model, not a curated record. The transcript has 2 exons.
AUGUCAGUGGACAGCUCGGGCAUGGAGCCACCACCGCUCCCUAGUGAUGGACCAGAGGAGCCGAAGCAUGGCGGACACACUCGUUUUGAGCUGGAGCUGGAGUUUGUCCAAGCUCUUUCAAACCCCGAGUAUGUCAACUGGCUAGCCUCGCGCAAAUACUUGAUGAAUCCCGCCUUCGUCGCCUACCUUGACUAUCUGCAGUACUGGUCGCGACCGCCGUAUCUCAAGUACCUGACAUAUCCCACGGCAACGCUCCGAAUGCUGCAGCUCCUGCAAAGCGAACGGUUCCGUCAGGAAAUCCUUGUUCCAGACGUGGCGUGGCAAUUGAGACUCGAGGGCAUGAAGGCUGCAGUUUUGUGGCAUAAAGAGGGUUGA